AUGCAGUUCUCCACUGGUGCCAUCUUCGCCCUUGCUGCCGCCGUCGCCUCGGCUGACGCAGUCUUCCACGUCUCCGACUUCUCGGCCGCGUGCAUCGCUCACAGCUCCCAGUGCUCUUACUCCUUCGGAGUCGUCCAGAUCGGCAACGGCGAGACCACCCCCGUCCAGUGCUCCGCCCUGGUGACCAGCAACGGCGAGCUGCCCGAGGUCACCGACGGCACCUGCGAGAACUCCUCCAGGACCUGGAAGAUCACCAAGUUCUCCAACAACCACGCCAGCGGCCUGGAGCUCGAGGUCUCCCAGCAGGUCACCCCCAGCUCCACCCAGUCCGCCCGCUACGACAUCUUCUCCGGCAGCCUGGAGAUGCAGCAGACCGGUGCCUCCACCCAGCAGGUCUACACUGGCGAGACCGAGUUCGACCUCGUCAACUAA
Messenger RNA from Diaporthe amygdali, 432 nucleotides. RefSeq lists its product as uncharacterized. Bases 1 to 432 code for a protein of 143 amino acids. NCBI's taxonomy places the organism in Eukaryota, Fungi, Ascomycota, Sordariomycetes, Diaporthales, Diaporthaceae. The transcript is spliced from 2 exons. The record is from RefSeq and is a predicted model, not a curated record.